This is a messenger RNA of Knipowitschia caucasica, 498 nucleotides long. Lineage: Eukaryota; Metazoa; Chordata; Actinopteri; Gobiiformes; Gobiidae. The record is from the annotation of a GenBank genome assembly.
AUGGGCCCUCCUCGUGAACAGGGCUCAGGGGAGCUCACCGUAAUGUGUCCUGUCACAGCAGACCUGCCACCCACAUCUCAGCCAAUGACAGCCCUGUCCUCUGUCUGCACCGGAGGCUUCCAGUUCACUACCAUUAAACAGAUUAAAUCAGGUCGGCUGCAGCACACAUGGACUUCUCUCAAGCGGCGAGGACCCCCAGAAUAUCUCAGCCUCCUCCAUAUCUACUUUUCUGUCCACGCGUCCUGGACAGACGGCACUACAGAUGCUUCGAUGUUAUUUGGUGCAAUUCUGACUGACGUGGCGCAAACAAAUCCACCCCCAGGCCUCCACACCUGUCUGCUGCUCCGGCUCCAGCCUCUGCCUGCAUUCACACAUCAGCCCAAGAAUUCUGGGCUCAAUGCCAUUAGCCCUGAAUCUCACACGCACAGUUCAGGAGGGCAGUUAUUGACACGUAAGUCCCGCCUCCCGCACAUACUGUACACCAAAUAUGUGGGCUAA